UUUUAGAGCGUCGAUAAAAAUUUGCGACUUUGUUGAUGGGUUGGGCUAGGAUACUGAUUAUAAGUCCAGCCUCAUGGCCCAAUCUCUCUUUCGGUUCCGGUCCGACCCAUACUGUCACAGAGAGCGGAGGCUGCCACUUAAUCAGUCGACAACCAACUGUUCGACGAAAUGCUUCAAUGAAAUAUCAUAUUUUGACGAAGCCGCAUACGAUUAGAUGAGGUACGUAAAGCCUUUGAGCUUGUUCCAAGACUUGGUUAGGGGCAAUGCUCUCGAACGUGGGCGUUUGCUUGGUUUGGACGUCGGCGACAAGUACGUCGGCGUAGCUGUUUCAGACAUUCAUAACAAGAUUGCUUCACCUUUAAGCGUUCUGCUUCGGAAGAAAUCAACACUUGAUAUGAUGGCCGAUGAUUUUCAGAGUUUGAUCUCUGAACUUUCUCUGGAGGGCUUCAUUGUUGGAUACCCUUUCGACAGACAGAGACGCAGUCCUGAUGCUGUCCAAGUGAAGCUUUUCAUUGAUGACCUCUCUGCGACAAGAAAACUUGAAGGCUUAAAAUAUACGUAUUGGGAUGAGGGCUUUACAUCAAAGGUUAGUGCAGAUAGGCUUGGAAAAUUAUCGAGUCUGGUAAUAUGA
Prunus dulcis (almond) is the source of this 631-nucleotide messenger RNA. Its product is annotated as putative pre-16S rRNA nuclease. The record is from RefSeq and is a predicted model, not a curated record. NCBI's taxonomy places the organism in Eukaryota, Viridiplantae, Streptophyta, Magnoliopsida, Rosales, Rosaceae. The coding region runs from base 215 to 631 and encodes 138 amino acids. Gene Ontology annotation, biological process: rRNA 5'-end processing. The transcript is spliced from 4 exons.